Molecule: messenger RNA, 3237 nt
Organism: Heterobasidion irregulare TC 32-1
Lineage: Eukaryota; Fungi; Basidiomycota; Agaricomycetes; Russulales; Bondarzewiaceae
Exons: 9
Coding region: 14-2782 (922 amino acids)
Biological process (GO): protein import into nucleus
Cellular component (GO): nucleus; cytoplasm
Molecular function (GO): nuclear import signal receptor activity
Source: RefSeq, a predicted model, not a curated record
AUCGCAUACAGUCAUGAACUCCUGGUCUCCUCAGGAAGCAGGCCUUCGUGAAAUCCUGCAAACCAUUCACGAGUCUACAGAUACAGAAAAUGUUGCCGUCCAGCGUAACAUCACUCAUAAACUGAACAACUUUACGCGCGCGCCAGACUACAUUGCCUAUCUGGCAUACAUUCUCGCCUCACUCGUCCAAGAGGAGGAUCGCAUCAGAACCAUCGCGGGCUACCUGCUGAAGAACAACGCGCGCCUCGCCCUUCGCUCUUCUCCUGAAGUAAUCGAGUUUGUCAAGGCUUCCAUCCUUCAUGCCUUCAAUGAUUCAAACGCGAUGAUUCGCAAUGCGGCGGGUCAGGAUAUAGUCGCGUUCUUAGGCAUUCUAGAGCCCAAGCAGUGGCCCGAGUGUUUAAUGCGACUUGUAGCUUUAUUGGAUACCACGGAUGGGCAACAGCAAGAGUCCGCCUUCAAUGUCCUAGAAAGGGCCUGUGAAGAUUAUCCACGCAAACUGGACGUGGAAAUUAAUGGGACGUUCCCUCUGAACUUCAUGAUCCCCAAGUUCCUUCUAUUGACAGAACAUCCGAACUCAAAGAUCCGUUCGCAUGCAGUCGCGUGUCUGUCGUUCUUCGUACCCACGAACGCACAGGCGCUUUAUGCUCACAUCGACACAUUUAUUGCUUGCCUCUUCAAGCGCGCCUCCGAUGAGGAUCCUGCUGUUCGUCGUCACGUAUGCCAGGCACUCGUAUUACUCCUCGCAUCAAGACCAGACAAACUCAUGCCUGAGCUGGGGAACGUCGCAGAAUACAUGCUGUACUCGACAAAAGAUAGGAAUGAGAAUGUAGCGCUGGAAGCAUGCGAAUUCUGGCUGACCUUCGCAGAGGAUCCGGAUUUGGUCGAUUACUUGCGACCGCUUUUGCCCAGAGUCGCUCCGGUACUUCUCGAUUGCAUGGUCUACGGCGAGGACGAUUUGCUAUGGCUGGAAGGAGAUGCGGAGGAUGCGGCAGUUCCUGACAAGGACACGGAUAUCAAACCGCGACACUAUGGCGGGAAGUCCCACGGUUUAUCGCGUGAAGGGUUGGACGGAGAUACGAACGGCGCAGACCCAUCGAAGAAACUUGGCGCAUAUGGCGAAGAACAGCUCGAUUCCGACGAAGAUUAUGACGAUAUGGAUGAAGACGACUUUGCUGAUGAGAUGGCGACGGAGUGGAACUUGCGUAAAUGCGCUGCGGCGGCACUGGAUGUUUUAGCUGUACGCUUCGGGCCGCAAUUACUGGGCGUCUUGCUGGAGCCGUUGAAGGGCAAACUAUGGAAUACCGACUGGUUACUGAGGGAGAGUGCGGUCUUGGCACUCGGGGCUGUUGCAGAAGGUUGUAUAGAAGCAAUCGAGCCGCAUCUGCCUAUGCUUAUUCCAUACUUAAUCAGCAACUUGAAUGAUCCCAAGCCACUUGUCAGAUCUAUCACUUGCUGGACGCUUGGGCGCUAUGCGGGUUGGUGUGUCAACGGACAGACUGAAGAUCAUAAGAACCAGUUUUUCAUUCCCACAUUGGAAGGCCUACUGCGCAUGGUUUUGGACACCAAUAAGCGUGUUCAGGAAGCCGGAUGCAGCGCCUUCGCUACAUUCGAGGAAGACGCUGGACCAGAGCUCGCUCCUUACUUGGAGCCUGUGCUACGCAAUCUCGUUUUUGCGUUCGAACGAUACCAGCACAAGAACAUGCUCAUAUUGUACGAUGCAAUCGGGACGUUGGCAGACGCUGUUGGGUCUGCGUUGCAGCAUCCGUUGUAUGUUGAAAUCUUGAUGCCACCGUUGACCACCAAAUGGUCGAAAUUGAAGGACGAUGAUGACGAUCUCAUACCACUUUUAGAGUGUCUCGCCUCUGUUACGAUCGCCAUGGGACCUGCCUUCCUUCCCUAUGCGGGCCCUGUGUUCGAUCGCUGCCUCAACAUCGCGAGGACAUCUAUCGUUCAAUAUCAAACGUACCAACAAAACCCAGAGCUCGACGAGCCUGACAAAACCUUCCUCGUGGUUGCUUUGGAUCUACUUUCCGGUCUUACUCAAGGCCUCGGCAUGUCACUCCAACCCUUCAUCGAAAAUGGGCAACCGAACUUGUUUCAGUUGUUGACCAUGUGUUUGAGACAUCCUCAGGCGCCUGUUAGGCAAUCGGCUUAUGCUCUCAUUGGCGAUCUAGCAAUUGCCUGCUUCCCGCUCCUGCAGCCGCAUAUGGAGACAGUUAUGCAAGAUUUGAUUGUGCAGCUUGACCCCGAACCUAAGGUUGAGUUCAUCAGCGCUUGCAAUAAUGCUGCAUGGGCUGUAGGUGAGAUUUCGCUGCGUUGUGGUCCAGAUGACCCCAUGUUCCAACAAUGGGUGAACCUUCUCAUUUCUCGUUUGAUUCCUAUCCUUCUUCAUCCGAAGGCGCCACGCAGUCUGCACGAAAACGCGGCUGUUUCAAUAGGCCGAAUUGGAUUCAUGCAUCCCGGUAUGGUCGCACCGCUACUUCCCGAUUUUGCACAGGCCUGGUGUCAAGCGCUAUUCGAGAUUCGUGACAACGAGGAGAAGGAUUCGGCUUUCCGGGGAUUGUGCACUCUUGUGCGCGUAAACCCUAUGGGUAUUGCGAAGAGUCUCCUUUGGUUUUGUAAUGCGAUUGUGCGGUGGAAUGCCCCAUCUCCGGAGCUGAACGCGAUGUUCCAGGAUAUCCUAGUCGGUUUCAAGAACCACGAUGCUGCAGGAUGGCAGGCUUCGGUGUCGACGUUCCCGCCUGCGAUACAGGAACGUCUAGCAGAACGCUAUGGGGUAUGAAGGUGCUAUUGAUGCAUCCCCGAACAAAACUUCAUGGAGUAUUGAUAUUGACCGCUCGUUCUCCGAGGCGUCACCUAUGUUUUCAACCCUGUUAUGAUUCUCGUUCGUCACUAUCUUGUGCUCAUAGCUCUUGUUGAUCGAUUGAUCACCGUUCCCUUUCAAUCCCCUUUCAAAUUCGGCAUCUGGAUCUUUACAUACUGUACCUUGUCCUGUCUCACUGAAUUGUCGUUCAGCAUCUUUUGUUUUUAGUAGUUACAAACUGUCUCGGUCUCGUCUUGCAUACUUAGUACGUACAACUGAUAUCUGAAUCUCCAAUCCAUUUGCCACAAGUAGUUACAAGUCUCCUUCCACCCCUCCCCGUAGCAUUAGGUAGCAUGGUCUCCCCUCAUCGUAGUGACAACCUCGUGACGUAUUUUGAAAACUUCCAAGGGUACUUACUUACGUGCUAAACUUCC